Molecule: messenger RNA, 1392 nt
Organism: Myotis brandtii (Brandt's bat)
Lineage: Eukaryota; Metazoa; Chordata; Mammalia; Chiroptera; Vespertilionidae
Product: ribonuclease 4
Exons: 2
Coding region: 132-569 (145 amino acids)
Molecular function (GO): nucleic acid binding
Source: RefSeq, a predicted model, not a curated record
AUUUUAUUGCUAUAUAAUCAAAACCACAGGGAUCCAGUGCACACAGCUGGAACCCAUCUCCAGGAACAAAGAGCUGGAAACCAUCUUCAGUUGGAGGGACUCUUCCAGAUUUUUGCACCUCCAAGGGAGUGAUGGCUCUCCAGAAGACCCUUUCAUUGCUUCUGCUCUCGCUGCUGACCCUGCUGGGGCUGGGGCUGGCGCAGCCCUCCCAUCAACAUUUUAAGUAUGAACGAUUCAAGGAGCAACAUGUGGACUCUAUAGGGCCAGGUGGCACCAACUUGUACUGCAACACUGAGAUGCAAAGACGGGGGAUGACUUUGAGUGGUUGCAAGCAAUUAAACACCUUCAUCCAUGCAGGCAUCAGUACCAUUAAUAACAUCUGCAACGCCCCCAAUAUCCAGUGCAAGAAUGGCAUGAUGAACUGCCAUGCAGGUUCAGUGAGCGUCACAGACUGCACAUAUACAGGAGGUUCCGCGCCCUACAACUGCAGAUAUCAGGCCACUCCCAGCACUAGGCCUGUUGUCAUCGCCUGUCAGGUUAUGCCCAUGCCUGUGCACUUUGACAGAUAGAUGCUACCCUACAGGGGUUAUGGCCCCAUGGUUGACCUUUUACUUGUUCCUUGAAUAGCAAUGAGUAAUGCAUUUGAGCUAUUUCAGGCUCUGCCUCCUCUGCUUAUUACUCCCUGUUCUCUAUAUAAUCCAUUCUGUUAAAUGCAUCAAAGAGAAAUGGAGACACAACCAUAUAAUGGGACUGGGCUUUUCUGUAAUAAAAAUUUCUACAAACUCUUCUGUUUCCUUUUAUAAUACUAGUCAGCUUAGCUCUCUCAGAUCCUAUCUUCUGGAAUUUAGUUACUAUGUAUUUGAUAUAGCAUUACAAGUAUUUUAAGGUGCUUCCAUCUCAGUUAUCUAAUUUUAAUACCACCGCACCCCUGCGAUGCUGAUGUUGCUACAUAUAGGGCCCAAAGUUAAAGGAUUUGCUGAAGAUCAUGAAGUUAGUGGAAAUGCUGAAGCAACAAAUCCACUUCAACUGGCUACUAAUCUGGGACUUUUUCUACUUCAUCAUAAGGAGUGUUUUGAGAGUAUCAUCUUUUUAAUAUCCUCAAAAGUCAGCAGUUGGGGGAAGCAUUACAAAUUUGAAAGUAUAAACUGGCAAAAUGAGACUUCAUUUUGUACAAUUAUCUGUAUAAUUGGCAACCUUGUUAUGUUUGGAUCUAAUAAGACUAAGACAUGAUACAAAGAACUUUAUUUUUCUCUUCCCAAACUUUUGAAUCAUUGUAGUAAGUUAAAGUAUUAACAAUGUACUAGAUCAUUAAGACUCAUUCACUCUUUCUGAUUUAAAAGAUUUUUCAUGUAUUCCUUUUAAUAAAGAAUUCAAACUGCAGAUAUCUGUGAA